GUUAAUUUUGACAGUUGGUCAUCAGAAGAAAACUUUUUGCUUUGCCGCAGAGAAAAUUAAAUUUGCAUCAGAAUUCUUUUGAUUCUUCACGAAUAACGAAUUAAAACACCACUUUUCAGAAUGGAAUCUCCGCCAGCGGACGCGCCCCGGAGCUGCUACGCGUGCCUCCAGCAACCCAGCGAGUUCAUGCCGAUUGCCGACGAAGUCGGACCCAAAGCCGAGCCGCCUAGCACCGCGGAACCGAUCGGUCGGACAUCCUCCUACCGGGGCGAUAUCAUCGCCAAACACUUCUGGUUCGAGAAGGACGACCUCAUGCGGGGCGUGAUCUGCACCAGCUGCUGGUCCAAAAUCGAGGACUUUCACCAGUUCUACAGCGAGAUCGAGCAAGCGCACGAGCACAAGCUCGGCUUCACGGUCGUCCAGAUAAAGCAGGAGGAUGCCGUAGAGGCGGAGGAGGAGAUCGUCGUGGAACCGAUAACUGCGGAGGAAAUGGAGAGGGAGGACGAGGAGAUGGAGUUGAAACGUGAGGAAGUCAAUGUUUCUGAAACUGAGGAUGAUGAUGACGAUGAAGAGGAGGAGGAGGAAGAAGAAGACGAGUUCGAGACGGAACCGGAUCAACCGAAACGGCGAAAACGGAUCAAGAAGAAAGGGACCAAACUAGCGGAACGCAUGGCGAAGAGCGACAGCUUGAUCGCGCAGUUCUGCAAAAUGUUCUGCGACCAGUGCUCGCAGGAGUUUCCCAACUUUAGUCAGCUGUACGCGCACUGCGCCGCCGUUCACCAGCGGAAGCCGGCCGUGUUCUGCUGCGAUCGCAAGUUCAACAACCGGAUCCGGCUGUACGAUCACAUCCAGCGGCACGUGGAUCCGGAUCGGUUUCAGUGCAAGCACUGCAAGCGCGUCUGUUUGGAUCGGGAGAGCUUGAAGAGGCACACGGUUAUGGUGCACACGCCGGAGGAGAACCGGCCGUUCAAGUGCGAUCGAUGUCCAAAGUCCUACACCAUUCAGAACGAGUUCAUCAAGCACGUCAAGUACCACCAGGCGAUGGACACGAAGGAGUUCCCGUGCGGGCAGUGCGAUAAGUUCUUCGGCAACGCUGCCCUGCUCAAGCAGCACAACAAGAACGUCCACUCGACGACGUACGAGUUCGUGUGUGACACGUGCGCCAAAGGGUUCAACUCGCGCGGCCUGUUCACCAAGCACCUGAAAGAGCACGACCCGAAGGUGCGCGCCGAGAAGGCCCAGUGUCCGAUCUGCUUCCAGUGGCUGCUCAAGGUGAGCCUGAGCAAGCACGUGAUGCGGCACAACUCGGGCGGUCCGGUGCGGUGUGACCUGUGCGGGAAGGAGUCACCGAACCUGUUGGCGCUGCGCAGCCACAAGCAGUUCUUCCACAAAGAGGCCAAGUUCGGCUGUAGCGUGUGCGAUAAGGUGUUCAAGCGGGCGAUCAGCCUGAAGGAGCAUAUGGCCACGCACAGCGGAGCUGUACUUUACACCUGUCCGCACUGCCCGAAGACGUUCAACUCGAACGCGAACAUGCACUCGCACCGGAAGAAGAUGCACCCGCAGGAGUGGCUGGACGCGAAGAUGCAGCGGCUGACGAAGCACGAAACCAAAGGGGAGGAGGGGGAGGGGGAAUAAAGCGAUUUGUUGUUUGACUUUUUUUGUUGAAAUUUGAGAGAAAUUCCCUCUUAACGGC
Molecule: messenger RNA, 1693 nt
Organism: Culex pipiens pallens (northern house mosquito)
Lineage: Eukaryota; Metazoa; Arthropoda; Insecta; Diptera; Culicidae
Product: transcription factor grauzone-like
Exons: 3
Coding region: 121-1635 (504 amino acids)
Cellular component (GO): nucleus
Molecular function (GO): zinc ion binding; DNA-binding transcription factor activity
Source: RefSeq, a predicted model, not a curated record